UCUCUCUUGUAUCGUCUCUACCUAAAUCUUCUCCACCUAACCUACCCCAGCUUCAGGUCAAGCUCACGCCCAUUAUCUUGACCUCACGUGAACUAUCUCAGCUCCUAAUAACACCAAUGGCUAUAGAACUAUCCCUGGAAGAACUACCUGGACGACCCUCUAAUAGGCCCCCAACGACUAAACAAACAUGACAUUUCAGAAUUUUCUCAGGUCUUCUAGGCUGUGUGCUGUGACUCCCACCGCCAUUACCAACAAGUUACAUAUUGGCGUUAUUGGUGCACCAUUCAAUAAAGGACAGGUUAAGAGGCAUACAGGUGUAGAGAAUGGACCACAGGCCAUCAAGAAUACAGGCUUCAUCAAGGAACUAAAGAAUCUGGGACUUCAGGUGGAGGAUUAUGGUAACGUCGAGAUGCAGCAGGACAAGAACGAGUGUGAGGAAGAAGGCCCCAGCGGUGAGCACUGCCACAAGCAGGUGCUGGAGUAUAGCCAACGCCUCGCCUCCUCCGUCACCCGGGUAGUGAAGGAUGGGAGGGUGUGUGUCACUCUGGGAGGGGAUCACUCUACGGCUAUUGGGACUAUUACUGGUGUUGCUCAAGCUAAUACCGACCACCAGGUGGUGGUGUUAUGGGUAGACGCUCAUGCAGACAUUAACACCGGAUCAACAUCUACUUCAGGUAACAUGCACGGGAUGCCUGUGUCUUACUUGCUGAGGGAACUGGCCGACCAAGUCAACCGCCUACCUGACAACUGGCCUAAACCUUGUAUGUCAGCUAACCAUAUCGCUUACAUUGGACUUCGUGACGUUGACAAUGCCGAACAACAGUUCCUGGACAAGCUGAACAUCCUAGCCUUCGGAAUGAGUGACGUGGAUAAGUUAGGUCUGUGUACAGUCAUCAAACGCUGUCUGGAGCACCUCAAGCCCUCAGCUACCAGGCCCCUUCACCUCUCCUUUGAUAUCGACUCCCUGGACCCCUACGAGGCUCCGAGUACAGGGACGCCAGUACGAGGGGGACUCAACCUACGAGAAGGGCUACUAAUCACAGAGGCAGUGAGGGAGACUGGCCAUCUUACUGCCAUUGACCUGGUUGAGGUUAAUCCCCAGCUUGGUGACUCUAAGGACGCUGACCAUACUGCUCAAGCUGCCAGACUCAUCCUGCUGGGAGCUCUUCAUGGGCACAGGGGAACGUAGAAGCUGUGUGUCACCUUGUGCUCCACUGUUGAAGUAAUGAUCUGAGGCGAUUCUCUUUUGUUUUUCUCCUGAGUAAGGAUUAUAAACACCGGUCUGUAUUUUAAGAAAAGUUGAAUGAUGUCUUAAAACUGUGACGUGACUCUGAUUUGUUUUUCUCAAGGAUUUAAAAAAUAUACUUUGUUUUGCCCUAUCACGUCACACUUUAUUACCAAUACAACGUACAGAUAUGACAUGAUAAUACAAAUAAGACAAUUCAGUAGACUUCAACGUUAACUAAACCUAAAGAUUAUUGCCAUUAAGGCUAUUUGUCUGCGAAUAUAGAAAUAAAUGAACACAAUAUAAGGCUUCUAGGGUGGGUGAAACUUUCCUUUUUUCGAUUUUCUGUCAAUCUUUUCACUGGCACAAUCUCUCUUCAGCAUCCAGCAGUAGUCUGCCAUCAUGUUCACAUUCCACCUUCUUUGAUACCUCUUUUCCAUUUCCUUAAUGUCCUGGUGAAAUCUUUCGCCUUGCUCUUCACUUAAAUUACAUAAAUUUUCAGGAAAAUACUCAAGAUGGGAAUGUAAGAACUGCACUCUAUGCUCAUAUUGCAAACUAUGUUUUUAAAGUUAUUCAACAUACGGUACCUUUAACAAUGUGUUGAUAGUUUAGAUCUUUUAUAUUACCUAAAAACUAUACACAACAUUCUUGAAACUAUUCCAUGCUUCUUUCUCACACUGGUUCAACGACUCUUCAAAUUGGUGAUCCAACAUUAACUUUCGUAUUUGAUGGCCCACGAAAAUGACAGCUUUGAUUUUUUUCAUAUGUGAUUGAUGGAAAUUCCCUGCAUAUGUGCCUGAAACAAUCACUUUCCUUAUCUAGGGCUUUUACAAAUUGUUUCAUUAACCCUAAUUUAAUAUGCAGAGGAGGCAACAGCACUUUCUUAGGGUUAAUCAAUGGUUCAUGUAGAAUAUUUUUUGAACCUGGCACAAGAGCCUGUCUAGGUGGCCAGUGUUUUUUGUCCCAAUGUUCACGUCUUGCUCUGCUGUCCCACUCACACAAAAAACAUGGCAUUUUCGUGUAUCCACUCUGUUGACCAAGCGACAAAACAUUGACUUUGAAAUCUCCACAAACCAACUAACCAUGAUCUUUAUAAUGAACUUUCUCGCGAAGCAUCUGCAAAUGUUCAUAAGUUUCCUGAAGAUGAACAGAGUGAGCCACAGGAAUUGAUGAAAAUACAUUUCCAUUAUGAAGUAAAACUCCUUUGAGACUUGUUUUUGAAGAAUCAAUGAACAACCUCCGUUCAGUGGCUGUAUAGGUAAUGCCAAAAUAGUUAAUUAAAGCAGACACAUUAUUACAAUAAACCAAGGAGCCUUCCUCUGAAAAAAAAAAGAACUAGUUCUUGUUCACGUUGCCUAUACCAUGAAUAAUAUGUCCCUUUGGUCAAUAACUUCUUUGAUUUCAACCUAGAUCCUAAAAGUCCAGUAGACUCCCUUGGUUAAUUCGAAUCCCUAACCAGAUCGAUAAGUUCACUGUGGGUAAACACCUCCGGUACAUCACUAAUAUCUUCAGGUUGAUAAACAUCACUUCUGUUACCUGACGAUGAAUCACGGUCACGGACUGCAACACAUCUGGUGACCGGAACCUCAGGACCAUGUGGCACUGUUAAUGGUGACCGGAACCUCAGGAGCAUGUGGCACUGUUAAUGGUGACCGGAACCUCAGGACCAUGUGGCACUGUUAAUGGUGACCGGAACCUCAGGACCAUGUGGCACUGUUAAUGGUGACCGGAACCUCAGGACCAUGUGGCACUGUUGUGUUGACCGGAACCUCAG
This is a messenger RNA of Homarus americanus (American lobster), 2999 nucleotides long. Its product is annotated as arginase, hepatic-like. NCBI's taxonomy places the organism in Eukaryota, Metazoa, Arthropoda, Malacostraca, Decapoda, Nephropidae. The record is from RefSeq and is a predicted model, not a curated record. The transcript is spliced from 9 exons. Gene Ontology annotation, molecular function: manganese ion binding; arginase activity. Gene Ontology annotation, cellular component: cytosol; nucleus; cytoplasm. The coding region runs from base 188 to 1189 and encodes 333 amino acids.